AUGGUGAAGAGAAGUCUCUAUUGUGGUCAUGGAAGCAAUGGUCUGGGGCCUUUGUGGAUUCGGAAGGUGCUUCGGGAGGUCUGGGUAUCCUUUGGAAUGCAAAUAUUCAUAAGGUGGAGGAAAGGUUUGGCCUCCAAUAUGUGGCAAGUCUGUAAGUUUCACUCUUACCCUCUCAAUGUUGAAUUUACAGUAAUCAAUGUUUAUGGACCGUGUAAAUCUGGGCUGCAAAAAGGUUUUUGGAGAUCCCUAUCCUCCCUCGUCCAGGAGUUAGAGGGGGGUCUCUUAAUCAUUGGGGGGGAUUUCAAUGCUAUUUUGGAGUUGAGUGAUAAACUGGGGGGCAGGGGUGACAUUCCUACGAACCUUGCACUUUUUCAGAAUUUUGUGACAGAAAAUGGACUAAAGGAAAUCAAGUCCAAGGAAGGUCAGUUUACAUGGUCUAAUCGUAGGAUCUAUGGACAGCAAGUUGCAGAGAAGCUGGACAGGUUUUUCUUAGGAGGGCCUUGGGUGGAAACUAAUCUUCUGUUUGCCUCAAUCAUUCACCCAGUGGCUGCUUCGGACCGCUUACCAGUUGAACUAUCUAUAACCUUUGAUGGCCCCCCUGUCAGGUGCCCCUUUAAAUUUGAGAAAAUGUGGUUGAGGGACCAAAGUUUGAGGGAGUUAAUUAAGGGGUGGUGGACAGGGGCUCCGGAGGUGAGUGGAACUAAGGCGUUUGUUUUUGUUAAGAAGCUACAGUUCAUCAAAGCUAAACUUAAAGAGUGGAACCGUGUGAAGUUUGGUAAUAUCUUUGCUAACAAAAGGGAUCUGGAGGACAGAUUAGCAAGCUUGCAAGAAGACAUCAUCCAAAUGGGGAUGACAUCAGAAAAAUUUCUGCAAGAACGAGAACUCAAAGGACAAUAUAGUGAAUUGUUAGCUCGAGAGGAGGUAUUUUAG
Molecule: messenger RNA, 930 nt
Organism: Cryptomeria japonica (Japanese cedar)
Lineage: Eukaryota; Viridiplantae; Streptophyta; Pinopsida; Cupressales; Cupressaceae
Exons: 1
Coding region: 1-930 (309 amino acids)
Source: RefSeq, a predicted model, not a curated record